AUGCCCUCCGGCGGCUCCCUGGGCACUCUGCGGACCGUAGCCGUCCUCCACGACCCCGACCAUAUUCACUGCGGCCCAGAGGACCCGGUUCAGGGCUAUGUGCAGCUCAGCUACAUCCCAAGCCGGCACGUGCCGCACGACACGGAGCUCUUUAGCCCGUGCAGGAUCUUCCUCACGCUGCGCGGCCGGCUUAAGCUCAGCGCCAGCCAGGCCAGGAACUACCCUUUCUCCCUGGCCUUUCCCGCGGACGCCACCAUCCCGGACCAUGUUGUCGCCAUGUGCGCGCCCUGGGAUCCCUCUGACGACAUGUUCAGCAUGGCUCCCCGGCAGCCGCUCCCGCCGAGCAUGAGCAUGCAGCGAGACGAAAUUGCGGGUUUUCCGGACCACGUGGGCGCGCAGUACGAGCUCGCCACCCGCAUCGAGAUGCCCGGGAUUAACGUCGAGUUCAGUUACGACCUGAUCGACUCUGGGUUGAACAACAAACUUGCACGGGUUGGUGGCGGCGUGUCGGCGUGGCGCGGGACCAAAGUGCUCUACGAGCGGCCGCGCGUGGCCAGGCCGGUGCCGAUCGAUCUGAAGCAUGGCACGGGCUGGCUGCUCGUCAAGGACCGGGACCUGGUGCACGCUUGUGAUGCUGGCGCCACCGCCAAUGGGCCAGCGGGAGGAGGAGGAGGAGGAGGAGGAGGAGGAGGAGGAGGAGGAGGAGGGUUCCGGGCAAAGGCGUCGGCCCUGCUCAAGCGGUCCCUGGCUUGGCGGCCAUUGUGUGUGAUCGGAUGGCAGAUGAGCUGCGCCAAGGACAUCCACAGGGGUCAGCCCCUGCUCGUACAGGUCCGCGUGCAGCCGUCAGAGAGCAAGUCGACUACGCCAGGGAUGCCGGCCGUCGAGCUUGUGAAGGUCACCGUGGCAGUGGAGACGCGAGUGCAGGCCAGAGUAUUCGCUGAAGCUCGCGGGCAGCUCGAGUUCGACAAGAACGAGCCCGGCCCCGAGGAGACUAUUGUUGUUCCUGUGGGCAAACUGCAGGCAAACAAGCCAAGUCCAGCAAACGAGAAGGAAGGUGGUGGGAAUGCCAACGGGGAAAGCGCGGUUGGCAAUGGAAUAUUCAGCGCAGACAACGACUGGACACAAAUGCUGACGUUCCCGAAAAUCACCAAAGAUCUCGGCAGGUCUUUCACAACGCCCUGUAUCCGGCGGACGUACAUGUUCAGGGUCAAGAGCCUCGUGCGUAUCGUCGGGCUCGACCGCCAUGAGCAGUUCGAGCAGCCAUUCACAAUCACGGUCCAUCCGCCAUUGUCAGAGUAUGAGGGCACAGAGCGGAGACUCUGCCGCAAUAUGAGCCAUAGCGCCGAUGGUAUGAUCCAUGAUUUGGGCCUUCUUGCUGGCGAUAACUAA
This is a messenger RNA of Microdochium trichocladiopsis, 1389 nucleotides long. RefSeq lists its product as uncharacterized. The record is from RefSeq and is a predicted model, not a curated record. The coding region runs from base 1 to 1389 and encodes 462 amino acids. Lineage: Eukaryota; Fungi; Ascomycota; Sordariomycetes; Xylariales; Microdochiaceae. The transcript is spliced from 3 exons.